Phytophthora sojae is the source of this 1023-nucleotide messenger RNA. RefSeq lists its product as hypothetical. Lineage: Eukaryota; Oomycota; Peronosporomycetes; Peronosporales; Peronosporaceae. Gene Ontology annotation, cellular component: mitochondrial inner membrane. Gene Ontology annotation, biological process: intracellular monoatomic cation homeostasis. The record is from RefSeq and is a predicted model, not a curated record. Gene Ontology annotation, molecular function: ribosome binding. Bases 1 to 1023 code for a protein of 340 amino acids. The transcript has a single exon.
AUGCUGUCUUCCGUUCUGCGCGUGCGCGCCCAACGCGUGGCAACGUCGAGCCGCCUACUGGCCGCUGCCCGCCUGCCACCCGCGUGCGCGGCUCGCCACCUGAGCUCGGCGCCCAAGGAGCUGUCCCCGUACCAGAAGCUGCAGAAGUGGCUGCAGCCGUUCGUGGCCGGGUCCAAGGGCCUGUACCACGAGAACAAGGAGGCCUGGGCGCUGCGCCGCCGCGUCAAGGAGUCCGGCGGCCAGGCCAACCUCUCGCGCCGCGAGAUGCUGCUGCUGCGUCAGGCGCACCGCGACCUGCUCAAGUCGCUGCCCAUCCUGGCCUUCUUCUGCGUGCCCCUGCUGGGCUACGCGGCGCCGCUGCUCGGCUACCAGUUCCCGAAGCAGCUGCUGCCCUGGCAGUUCUGGAGGCCCGACCAGAAGACCCAGUUCUUCCGCGAGGACGUGCUGGCCCGGGCCAAGACGUACCCGGAGCUGGCCCAACUGCUGCAGCAGAUCGACCACAAGGACGGCGCGCUCAAGGAGAUGCUGGCGCUGGCCAAGGCGGCCGGCAGCGGUGGCCUGCGGCCCACGCAGGUGGCCGAGCUGGCGCCCUUCUUCGAGGGCCCGGCUGCACUCCCCGCGCUCUCGAGCAAGCACAUCCACGUGCUGGCCGAAGGCUCGGCCCUGUUCCCGAGCUUCGCGGUGCUGAACAAGUUUCUGAUGCAGUCGCAGCUGGAGAAGAGGCUCCAGCGGAGAAUGGAGGAGCUGAGGGUGGACGACCAGCUACUGUUGAAGGAAGGCGUGGAUGAUCUUUCGCUCAGUGAACUGGAGUUCGCGUGUCAGGAGCGCGGAAUUGUGACUCAGUACGGAGAGAUCGAGGAGCUGCGCGUAGCGCUGAAGGAGUGGCUGAGCAUGUAUGACACAGACCACUUCGACCCGGACACGAAUCCGCAGCAACUACCCCUAUCGCUGCUGCUUCAUGCACCGGCACUGUCUGAUUUCGCCAAGCCGGAGGACGAUGAAGAAGUGGACACGACGGUCUAA